AUGACCAUUAAGAAUGGUACAUUCUCUGUGGCAGGAAAUAUCUUUGUUGAAGCUCAAGAGGAGAUCAGCGCUGUGUUCGGGGAAAACGAGGAGAGGUCGGCCUCCCAGGACCAUCAUCCACGACCACGCACGCCCGCACGCCCACCUCUGGCUGAUGGCCAGGGUUCGCCCUCAAAAAUACGCAAAGUUUACUCAGGUGCCGAGAAGACAGAAACCUACGUGACCCGGCGACAGGUCUCCUCUAUUCCAUAUCCACGUCGCCGCAUCCCCUUCACCAGGAAGACCCGUCGUGUGUCUGCCCCUACCCUCUCCAUUGCCCAUGCUUGCAGUGGUAGCUCCUCUCCACCACCUUGGCAGCCGAGGACAGAUCCGCUCUUCCAGCAGUGGUCCAGAGGGCUGUUAAAAGACUUCCAUUCCUUGGUAGAGGAGGAGAUACGGACCCUCCGCGAAUCCAAGUCGCCUCCAGAUACCACCCUACAAUAUCACUGGCAACAUUUGUUGAGUGACAGUGGCAAAUUAAGAGAGAGUGAGAGGCUGGUGAACGCCUACACUACUGGCUGCCAAGCUGGGGAGUGUGCGGCUACAAAGGUUGCCGGGGAACCUUGCCAGAAGUCAUUAUGUGGCCAUGAUAAUGAGGCAGUAUUGCAGCCAUUAAGUCAGGCCUCUCUCAUCAUUGCCGAAGAAAUGGGUGCUACUCAAAGUGCAGGUCGGGGAGAUACAUGGGCAGGAGAGCGGUCACCUGCUUUCAAGACGUACACCCUGCCACGGGGCCACCGUAGUGUUAGUCUUAGUGGUGCUGGAGCCAUCACCUACCGUGACUCCAGUGGCCACCCCGACGACUCUGACAUCAGUUGUCAGUUGCUACGGGUUAACCCUCGCUUCUCACGUUCCCAUUCCCUGGACGAAGGCACAGGGCUCAGCCCAUGGGCACUCCAGCAUCUAGCCGUCAUCGAUGACACUAAUGCCAGCCCGCCACCCACACCUGCAGACGAGAGCAGCAGGGCCAGCCAGUCAACCCUCUCUACUGUGACGGAGCCUCAGACCAUACCAACGACGCCUCGUGACCCUUUGGGCUUUACAGAGCUUAGCUCACCAGCAGUACACUAUGGUAAGACAAGGAAGACUGGAUACACAGAAAAAGAUAAUGAACCCUUCCGGUCACAUGCAGUGGAGUGUGACCAGAGUAACUACAGCACUGGGGGACUGACCAAUGGGUGGGAUGACCAUCCUACCCUCACCUUCCCUGCCACAUGCACACAUUCCACUAACUCUACUGAUUCCAUCAAACUUCACAGAGUAUCGGAGAGCUUCCUAAAUAGUAAUGGAUCUUCAGCUUUCACACCAGCGGAUCUGCGGAAGGGCGUGAGUGAGCCAUGGGAGUGGGCAGACCAGGAGGGAGCCUGCAGCCUCACUGACCGACCCUGCGACCCCAACUCCUGCACUCGCUGUUAUGCCAAGAUGAUGUCUGUUUCAGAAGAAAAAUUUAAAUGUGAGGACGUUAUGAACCAGAAAGAGACAACGGCGGCAUCUCCUACUGGGUGUAAGCUAGGUAGAGGAGUGCCUGAGAUUGAAGGAAUGGGAGAAGCAGUUCGCACUCAGUAUAAAGACAGUGUGUCUGUGUGUGUCACUCCACCUGAGUUAUUAAAUGACUCUUACUCUGAAGAAGUGUUUCCAUGUGAUAUUCCCACCGAGGCAGAAAUACCAGGCGAGAGACUCUCAUGCAAUAGAGAAUGGAGUGGGGUGGGGCGUAAGAGUGAGCCAUCACUACUGAGUGUGAUGGGGCUGCCAGGGCAACUGGAUGGCCGUCGUCAUACACUGCCUGUCCCAAGAGCCUUUGGCAGCUUGUCCUUCCUGUCUGUGCCCGUCCCGACCUUCAAUACCUCGUCCUGGGAGACGCUGCCUCCAGCUGAUGAGCUUGAAGUGGAGUUGGAGGAGAAACCGAUCACUGGAAGUGUGGUGAGGCCCACUUCUCCAGCUGUAAGUGCCACUUCUUCCCGCUCACUUAACUCGUCCCUCUCCUCGCUAUCACUGAGUGUCCACCCAGAUCAUUCUGAGUGUGACUCAUGGCCUUCAUCGCCCAUGGCCCAGCCAUACCUUACUCCCGACGUGUUCUUCGACCCAACCGCAAUGGCUGUUCCAUUCAAACCUGAUGAUUUCUCCUUAAAGGGUUGGCUAUAUGAAGAUGAUAGCAUUUUUAUGCCCAGAGGAAGAAGAGAGGCUGAUGUAGUCUUGGAUUCUGGUAUUGAGAGCCAUCAGGCCAAGAUGAAGGUAACUAAAAGCAUUCAGUCUCCAGAGCCCAUUAUGGGUAUGCUGCAUACAAGUCCUGAGGGGUACCAGGGGCGAGGUGAUAUUAUUUUCUCUGUCUCCAUCCCCGAAGACCAUAGGAAAGACAGACACAAGAGUAACCUUUCGUUUAGCUCCACCAAUGAAAGUAGUGAUAUCAGUACAAUAUGUGAUAAGUCGGAAUCACAAGUCAGUGACUUGAGGGAUGAGGAUACUAUGGCCAAUGUUACUAGGAACGAGGCAGCAGACGCACAUCCUGAAAGCCUAUGUCCCCGCCUGGCCAGUAUUAGCCUCCAAGAUGGGGAAGACAAAUGUGACUUGGAGAAAAAAAUGAUUGGCUGCAGAGACACCAAGGACAGUGGCGUGACGGACCUUUCCAGCAGUGUGGAAGGCUCGGCGGCAGUAUAUUGGCACCGAAACCAGACGAGGGAAAGGUUGGAGGGAGACCUAUUGAGGCCACCCGCCAGGUAUCGCAGCUUUUCUCUGGACGAGACCACUUCUGCUCUUCAUAAUCAAAACAUUAAACUAGUGAACUCUGCCACACAGUCGCACCGGCCGGAGGCCCUCGUGGACUUCCUGAAGGCGGUCGAGUCUCGCAUCCGGAGCGGCAGCGUCGACCAGUCGUCGCCCCGUGACGCCCCGCUGCCCUGCUUCCCUCCGUCGCCGACGUCGCCGCGGGAGCUGUCGUUCUGCCCGGCGGUGGUGCUGGACGCCUGCACCCAGACCACGCCCACGCCCCCGCCCACGCCCCCGCCGGCCUCCAGGGCCUCCUCCGUCACUUGGCUCAGUGACUGCGGCUGUGACGACGUGGCCUCCAUGGAGCCCUGUGCCUCCUCUCUGGCUCUCAGUGCCACUGAAGACGACUACGGUGAAGACGACGACGACGACGACGAUGACUGGUCUGCGGGCGUGUCGCUGUCAUCGUCGUCGCCGCCGCCCACGCCCGCGUCCUUGCCCCGCGACGACUCCUCCCUCUCGCUGUCGGAGUCGCUGGACACGCUGGACCUGAACGGCGAGUCCGGGAUCGGGACGGUGUCGACGCGGCCGUCCGUCAGCCCGUACCCGCAUGCGGCGCUGCUCGACCUCUCGGGCUCCAACCUGUCCUCCGAGGACACGGGGCUCGAGAACAGCUUCGAGCGGCAGCUGCGGCGGUACAUCCCGCACCACCGCGGUGGGCGGGAGGGCGAGGGCGGCGGCCACUACCGCCGCCGCCGCCCACGCCACCACGAGCAGUGGGUGCGGCGGGAGGACCAGACCACCCAGACCGACCCGGAGCCGCCCGCGCCCGCCCACGCCCUCGAGGACGACAGCAAUGAUAGCCUCCGCGAGUCGCGGGAGACGCUGGAUCCUCGCGGGUUGCGGGCGGUGCGACACACCCACAGCGAGCCGCGUCUCGACGCCCACAUGACGCCCAUCGUGGGCGUGCUGCGGGGCGUGUGUAGCGAGACGACGAUCACGCCCACUUACGCCUCCCGCACGCACUUCACGCCCUCGGCGCCCACACUGCCCACCCUGACGGAGGACAAGCCGCCCAUAGCGCCCUCGCGACCCCGCCACCUGUCUCUGUCGUCGCCGCCCACACAGACGCCCGCGGGGAAGGCGUGUUCCGCCCCCGCCCUGGAGACCCGCGCCCACCACACCCCGGCCACCACGCCCUCAGAGGAGUCAUCCGGAGAGACCUCGGCGCUGACCACCAGAGCUCAGUCCUCCAAGGAGAUAGCAGAGCUGGAGGCGCUGGAGGCCUGCAAGUGGCUACGAGCAGCCGGCUUUCCUCAGUAUGCUCAAAUGUACGAAGAGCUGCAGUUCCCUUUGGAUCUGGUUUGUGUGGAGAGGGACCACACUUUUCUGGAUGGAGACUCUCUGCAGGCACUCUUCAGGAGGCUCAGGGCUCUCAACCGCUGUGCCAAAAUUCGUCUCGACUCCGCCAGGAAGAACAAGGUUGAGGAGUCAGAUGAUGAGGAGCAGCAGUGUGCCCUCUCUGGCAACUGGAAGUUCCAGCGACACUCCAGGCGCUGGUCCAGGAUAGUCCAUGACCGCUCACCCAGUACAGGUGGUGAAGGCAAGGUUUGUGAGCCCCGAGGCCUGGAGCUGCCAGAUGAUCCCCUGCUCGGGCAGUUCAAACGUUCAGGCUCUGAGAGACUCAGAGAUGGUGCUAAGGCUCUCCUGAAACGCAUGGAGUCUCUCAAAAACAAAAAGAAGAAGCGGCAGAACAGGGAUGGUGUUAUUAUCAGUGGUCCUAAGGUGUUGGACGAGGCUCACAUGGAGGCAAGAGUGGCAGAGCUGGCAUGUGUAGACAUAUCUCCAGAUGCAUCGCCUGAACUUUCAACCCGCAGCAUCACCACUGCCCCUGGCCGCUCCAGUCCCACCCUUCCCAAAGACAUACCUCACACCACCCGUGGCGAGGACUCUUCAUCAAUAGCAUCUGAUCACUCUCAGACUUCCACCCCGAUGUUUCGCAGUCGGCGGAGACGAAAGAUCAAUUGGCGGACAGGAGGCAGCAAUCAGGGUGGCAGGGAGGGUACUGGAGGAGCCUACAGUGACUCGGAAUGCUCGCCCCCCACCUGGAGACACUACCUCACAAAUGCCAACUCCAAUAAGAUGAUGACAGCUGGACAGACAACUUCGGUAUGUUUAGAAAAGCGAACCAAUAAGGGAGGUACCGGGAGACAGUCGAGAGCGAGCCAUCUGCGACAUACUGGUUCCCUUACUUAUGGCAAAGAUUCCCAAGUUGCUAGGGAAACAUUUCUUGCCAGCAUCAGAUCAGGUGUGGAGAAAUAUGUUGAGAAUAUCUCACCAUUACCAAGUCCAGAAGGAGAAAGACAUUCCGUUUAUGAUAAUGUGCCUCUCAUUAUAUGUAACAAGAGCUAUCAUGAUUAUCAGCCUGAAGUCAUGGACUCUGAAGCCAGUGCUCCUGAGGGCUCGGGAAGCAGUGAGUGUACAGUGGAGAGUAGAGACUCUCCUUUACCUUCCACACACGAUGAUGAGGAGAAUGAUGAGCCUUGUCAAAGAAGAAUAACAGUUGACAGAUGGCACAGUUUCAACAGAAAAUCAUUUACAUCCAGUUCACGGUAUUUGGGCACACAGUUAAAUGGUUUCAGCGCAGGUCAAAUGCUUCAUUUAAGAAAAAGAGCACUACUAAGGCUAACAGCACUUAUGGAACGGUACUGUCCGAGCAAUCGUAGUGGAUGGAAUUGGGAACUCCCCAAAUUUAUGAGAAAAAUUAAGACGCCCGAUUAUCGUGAUAGGCAAGUUUUUGGUGUUCCUCUCCUGGUAAUCACACAGCGAACAGGCCAACCACUUCCUCCUGGUAUUCAAGCUGCUCUCCAGUAUCUUAGAGCCACCAGUUUAGAUCAAGUUGGUAUAUUCAGAAAACCUGGGGUUCGUUCUCGAAUUCAAAAACUAAGAGAAUAUCAUGAGUCUGGGGAAGACAUCCAAUAUUCAUCAUUUGGUACCUGCGACAUUGCUGAUAUGGUGAAGACAUACUUCAGGGAACUACCAGAAGUUUUGCUUACCAACAAACUCUCAGAAAUGUUUAUUGCAAUCUUUCAGUACUUACCAGCCGAACAUCGUCUUGAGGCUCUCCAGUGUGCGGUUUUGUUGCUUCCUGAUGAGAAUAGGGAAGUUCUCAUGGCACUUUUAACUUUUCUAUCAGACGUUGCUGCCAAUUCACAUCUAAAUCAGAUGCAUGCCAGCAACUUGGCUGUAUGUUUGGCACCAUCCCUCUUCCACUUGAAUGUCGGUGGGUCUGGAUCAAGUCCAUUACGACGUCGUGCUGCAGGAACACCUGAGCAACGAGAUCUUCACGAGAACAAAGCAGCUCACCAAUGCCUCACCCUUAUGAUACAGCAGGUCAGUCACAUUCAAUGCGUGCCUGUGGAGAUGUUGUCCAACUGCCGAUUUACAUACUUGGAGCAGAGUCAGCCAGUGUGUCUUGAGGACCUAGGUGUAAUGGGUUCUCCAGGGGCAAAUUCCAUGGAAGGAGACUGGGCUUCCUAUAUGAAUGCUUGCAUCACAUCUUUACUGAAGGAAGCAAGAGACAGAUCUCGAGGAUGGGUACAUAUGAAUUGCGCCGAUUCUAAUGUAGAGAUACUUUACCGCAAAGUUGGAGAUGGCCACCCACUACGUUUGUGGAGAGCAACAACAGAGGUUGAAGCUCCACCAUCAGAACUGUUGAAUCGUGUCAUUAGAGAAAGGCAUUUAUGGGAUGAUUCCCUAUUGAAAUGGAGAGUAGUAUGUCGUUUAGAUCGCCAGGCUGAAGUUUUCCAGUACAUGUGCAAUUCGAUGACUCCGCGACCUCCAGUGGACUACUGCGUAUUAAGAUGUUGGCGGAGUGAUCUGGCACGGGGAAGUUGUGUGGUUGUGGAAACCUCUGUAGAACAUGCUGAUGCUCCAGUGCUUGUUGGAGGUGUUCGGGGUAUAGUCUUAGCUUCACGGCAUCUAAUUCAACCUUGUGGUUCUGGGAAAUCAAGGAUAACACACAUAUCAAGACUGGACAUGAGAGGGAGAACACCAGAGUGGUACAACAAAGUCUAUGGCCCUGCCACUGCCAUGCACUUAACACGGAUAAGAGAGAGCUUCCAGCAUCAUGCCAUUGGACCUGAAAGCAAAGUUUAGAUUCAUUCCAAGAAUUCAUAUAUAAAUUACCAUUCAUCUCAUUCCUGUAAAAAUACUGUACAAACUGGAAUAUACUUCAGUGCUUUCCGGAUCAUGGAAGGUGAACCAUGAAAAGUGAUAAUGCAACAGAGCUUCCAUGUGUUCAUAGGAAAGAGAUUGAAGAAAAACGUUUUGUAUUUUAUGUUGCAAGUAAUACUUAUAAAAAAUAUAUAUUGUGGUUGGUGACCAAGUAUAUUAUCCAGGAUCAUUGUGGACCAGUGUACAUUCCUGUGUGUUAUGUGGAGAAUGGUAUGGGUAAAGUGUGUGUGUGUGUGUGUGUAAUUACCUAGGUGCAGUUACAAUAUGAGAAUUACGCUCAUGGUGUCCCAUUUCCCAGCACUUUGUCAUAUAAUGCUUUGAAGCUACUGAUGGUUUGGCCUCCUCCACCUUCUCGCCUAACUUGUUCUAACAGUCUACAACUCUGUGAAAGUGAAUU
Messenger RNA from Procambarus clarkii (red swamp crayfish), 7372 nucleotides. The record is from RefSeq and is a predicted model, not a curated record. Lineage: Eukaryota; Metazoa; Arthropoda; Malacostraca; Decapoda; Cambaridae.